GGUGGAGAAGUACAUAUUAUAUCGAGCGGGGAUAGGAGGGGUGAACUGGACGGUUUUGGAUUGACAAUCAUAACAUCGUGAGCCUCAAGGCUCCGAGUCAAUCAAGAUGCCUCCAUAUAUUGUCCCUGGCGCAGAUGUCGUCGACAACGCCUCCGAUGGCACGAGGACUCUUGUGUCGCGAGCAUCCACCAAAACAGCCGUCGUAGGAGGACAAGGAACCAUAAGCCCGGACAAAAUAAACAUGCAAGGAAUGCUUGCCCUCUUCGCGAUCUUAGGAGCAGCCUUCGUUCUUGCAACCAUUUGGUUCUUCUUCUGGGCUAAGAAUGGUGGUUGUGUGUUUCGGAAAGGUGAUUGGGAAGAUUACAAGUCUACAGUUCUGCGUCGAAAGGGUCCCGACGGUCGUACCUUGUCCAAUGCUACCGCUAGCACGGAUCUGGGAGGUGGUACUAUUCGUGGCUAUGACGAUGAUAACCUUACGUAUACGGAUAUGACGGAAACAGCGACCGAGAUUACCAAUGAGAAGGAAUCAGCACGAGGUGGACGAAAGAACAAGAGAAAUCUCAAAGAGACCGCAAAAGAGAAAUUACUGCGCAGGACCAAAGCGGAAAAAUGGGAAGGCGAGGCGGACGAUGAUAUGCGCGCUUACCGCCAAGAGAAACCUGCUCGUGUUGGUGGUAUAAAUCGGGAAGCUGAAGGCACAUACUACGGAACAGAGUAUACGCCAAGUUCUCCACCAACGGCAUAUACAGAGAGCGAGGUAUACCGUUCGCCGCCACAGCCGGAGGAAGAUCGUCGACGCAGAGACACACGCAACGUAUCUGGAUUCUCAUUUACGGCCGGUAGCGAGGAUGUCAUCAGUCAAGCGACAGAGGAACAUCUCAUUCGCGACCCGGCACAUACCCGGCGAGAAGCUCGUCGUCAACGUCGUGAACGCGAGGAGCGUCGAUCUCGUCAGAACAGUCCCCGCAAACAACAUCAAACGAAUCGUACAUCCAUGCCUGGAGGAUACACGGAGCCAUUGGAUUUCUCGUCUCGUGGAACCAAUUCUGAGUAUCAGUACUCGACCGUCGAUACUGAGGAUGACCUCGGCACUAGGAGCUAUCAUCAUCCCAUCCCGGGGUUGAGUAAAGGUUACCGUCGAGACAGAGACGGUGGUGGACGUCGCCGACGAGACAGUUUGAGCGAUAGUGAAUAGUUGUUUACUUUGUUCUCAGUUUUUGUUCUCUGUUUCUAUAGGUGUUUUCUCUCUUCCAGCUGGAUGGGUUCUGGAUUUAUGUAUGUAUGGUAUAUGAUUUCACGAGUUACUUUGCUUUCAGACUAGCAUGUUAAUGAGCAGCUCAAAUUGAACAGUCAGUGUACUUGA
This is a messenger RNA of Talaromyces stipitatus ATCC 10500, 1363 nucleotides long. RefSeq lists its product as uncharacterized. Bases 107 to 1195 code for a protein of 362 amino acids. Lineage: Eukaryota; Fungi; Ascomycota; Eurotiomycetes; Eurotiales; Trichocomaceae. The record is from RefSeq and is a predicted model, not a curated record. The transcript has 2 exons.